AUGUCUGUGACCAGGCUCAACAGCGUCAAUGGCUUUCUGGAGGACGGCAGGAUGGAGGCAGGGGACAUGGGCAGGAUCCUCCGCUGCCUGGAGAUGGGCACCGUCCUCACCUUGUUCUAUCAGAAAAAGUCACAGAGGCCAGAGCGAAGGACCUUCCAGGUGAAGUUGGAGACCCGGCAGAUCAUCUGGAGUCGGACACCUGAGAAAGUGGAGGGGGACAUUGACAUUCGGGAGAUCAAGGAAAUCCGCCUGGGGAAGAACUCACGGGACUUUGAGCGCUACCCUGAGGACGCUCGCAAGCUUGACUUCACCAUGUGCUUCAUCAUCCUCUACGGGAUGGACUUCAGGCUGCGGACACUCAGUGUGGCCGCUUUCUGUGAGGAGGACAUCAACCUGUGGAUAACGGGCCUCAACUGGCUGGUGGCGGACACCCAGAAAGCCCAGACCCCGCUGCAGAUCGAGAGGUGGCUGAGGAAACAAUUUGAUGGGAUGGACCGGUCACGGGAAGGCAGCAUCACGGUGAAGGACCUGAAGGCCAUGCUGCCCCAGGUGAACUACCGCGUUCCCAACAUGAGGUUCCUGCGGGACAAACUUGUGGAGGUGGAAGCCAGGAACGAGAUGACUUUCUCCCACUUCAUCCAGUUCUACAAAAACUUGAUGUUUGAUGCGCAGAAGUCGGUCAUCGAGCAACUGGAGCUCUCGUUCCCCUUGCGGAACGUGGACCGCCCUGAGCUGUGCCAAAUCUCCCUUUACGACUUCCAGAAGUUCCUGCUGCACGACCAGAAGGAACCCUGGGCCAGCGACGUGGGCAUGGUGCGGGACUACAUGUGCACCUACCUCAAGGAGGGCUCCAGUGAGGCAACAGACCCCUCCUUCCAGCUGGACGAGUUCCUCACGUACCUCUUCUCCAAGGAGAACAUGGUGAUGGAUGCCAAGUAUGAGCGUGUGGUGCCUGAGGAGAUGAACCACCCCCUGUCCCAGUACUGGAUCUCCUCCUCCCACAACACGUACCUGACAGGGGACCAGUUCUCCAGCGAGUCCUCCCUGGAGGCAUACGCCCGCUGCCUGCGCAUGGGCUGCCGCUGCAUCGAGCUGGACUGCUGGGAUGGCCCAGACGAUCUUCCUAUCAUCUACCAUGGCCACACACUCACCUCCAAGAUCAAGUUCCUGGAUGUGCUGCACACCAUCAAGGAACAUGCAUUCGUCACCUCUGAGUUCCCCAUCAUCCUCUCCAUCGAAGACCACUGCAGCAUCGUCCAGCAAAGGAACAUGGCCUCCCACUUCAAGAAGGUUUUCGGGGACAUGCUACUCACCAAGCCAGUGGACAUCAAUGCCGACGAGCUGCCCUCACCCACCCAGCUCAAGAAGAAGAUCUUAAUCAAGCACAAGAAACUUGUCGAAGGGAACCUGUACGAGGAGGUCUCCACUGCCAGUUACUCAGAGAAUGACAUUAGCAACUCCAUCAAGAAUGGCAUCCUCUACCUCGAAGACCCCAUCGAUCAUACCUGGAGCCCCCAUUAUUUUGUCCUGACAAGCAACAAGAUCUACUACUCAGAGGAGACAUCCCGCUACCAGUUCAAUGAGGACGAGGAGGAUGUGGAGCAGAAGGAGGAGUUCAACAACAACGAGCUGCACUUCACGGAGAAGUGGUUCCACGGGAAGUUGGGAGGUGGCCGCGAUGGACGGCAGAUCGCUGAGAAGCUGCUGCACGAGUACUGCACCGAGACAGGUGGCAAAGAUGGCACCUUCCUGGUGCGCGAGAGUGAGACCUUCGUGGGUGACUACACCCUCUCCUUCUGGAGGUCCAGCCGGGUACAGCACUGCCGGAUCCACUCGCGGCAGGUGUUCUACCUGACGGACAACUUGGUCUUCGACAGCCUCUACAGCCUCAUUUGCCACUACCGCGAGGUGCCGCUCCGCUGCAACGAGUUUGAGAUGCGCCUCACCGACCCCGUCCCCCAACCCAAUGCCCAUGAGAGCAAAGAGUGGUACCACGCCAGCUUGACACGCCUGCAGGCUGAGCACAUGCUGAUGCGGGUCCCACGUGAUGGAGCCUUCCUGGUGCGCAAGCGCAGUGAACCCAGCUCCUACGCCAUCUCCUUCCGGGCAGAGGGGAAGAUCAAGCACUGCCGCAUCCAGCAGGAAGGUCGUCUCUUCAUGCUGGGCAGCUCAGCUGAGUUUGAGAGCCUCGUGGACCUUGUCAGCUACUAUGAGAAGCACCCGCUCUACCGCAAGAUGAAGUUGCGCUACCCCAUCAAUGAGGAGACCCUAGAGAAGAUGGGCACCACUGAGCUGGACUAUGGAGCCCUGUAUGAGGUGCGGACCCCCCACUUCUACGUAGAGGCCAACAAGAUGCCGAUGGCCAGGUGCACGGUGAAGGCUCUCUACGACUACAAAGCACAGCGGGAGGAUGAGCUAUCAUUCUGCAAGCAGGCCAUCAUCCACAACGUCGACAAGCAGGAUGGCGGCUGGUGGCGAGGGGACUACGGGGGCAAGAAGCAACUGUGGUUCCCAGCCAACUACGUGGAGGAGAUCGUCAGCGCACAAGCACAGGAGCAGGAUGAGGCCUCAUCGGAAAACAGCCCCCUGGGGAACUUCUUGAAAGGCUUCAUCGAUGUGCCAUCCUGCCACGUCGUUAUCUCCAAAGACGGGAGGAGCUCCAAACCAUUUGUCUUCACCAUCCAUUCCCAGCAGAUGUCCCACGCAGCCCAGUCACUGGACGUGGCCGCGGACACGCAGGAGGAGCUCAGCGAGUGGGUGGCCAAGAUCCGAGAGGCCACGCAGAACGCCGACGCCAGGAUGCAAGAGGGAAAGAUCAUGGAGCGGAGGAAGAAGAUUGCGCUGGAGCUCUCCGAGCUGGUCGUGUAUUGCCGCCCGGUGCCAUUCGAUGAAGACAAGAUUGGCACGGACAAGGCAUGCUACCGGGACAUGUCCUCCUUCCCGGAGACCAAGGCAGAGAAGUACGCCAACCGCAGCAAGGGCAAGAAGUUCCUGCAGUACAACCGGCGCCAGCUCAGCCGCAUCUACCCCAAAGGGCAGCGCCUAGACUCCUCCAACUAUGACCCAUUGCCCAUGUGGAUCUGCGGUAGCCAGCUCGUGGCCCUCAACUUCCAGACCCCCGACAAGCCGAUGCAGCUGAACCAGGCGCUCUUCAUGCUCGGUGGCCGCAGCGGUUACGUCCUGCAGCCAGACAUCAUGAGGGAUGAGACAUUCGACCCCUUUGACAAGAACAGCCUGAAGAUCGUGGAGCCCAUCACGGUGCAGCUGCAGAUCCUUGGUGCCCGGCACCUGCCCAAGAAUGGGAGGAGCAUUGUGUGCCCCUUCGUGGAGGUGGAGGUGUGCGGCUCAGAGUACGACAACAGCAAGAACAAGACAGAUGUUGUAGCUGACAACGGCUUCAACCCCGUCUGGCUCUUCAAGCAGUUCGUCUUUGACAUCAACAACCCCGAGUUUGCCUUCCUCCGCUUCGUGGUGUAUGAGGAGGACAUGUUCAGUGACCCCAACUUCUUGGCACAAGCCACCUUCCCUGUCAAGGGCCUCAAAACAGGUUACCGGUCAGUGCCGUUGAAGAACAGCUACACUGAGGACCUGGAGCUUGCCGCCCUCCUCAUCCACAUUGAGAUCAUCAACGCAAAGGAGGAAGACGAGGAGAACCUCUACUCGUCCAUCCAGCAGCUACGGGACCAUGCCAGUGAGCUCUCCAGCCAGGUCUCCAGCUAUGAGCGCACCAACGGCUGUGACUCCCGCUACCAGCAGCGCCUCGACGAGUUACGGGCAGCUCAGGAGCGGCUCAUGGAGCUCACGGAAGUCCGCAACCGCAAGUUGAUGGAGAAGAAGAAGAGGGACCGGCAAAUGGUCACCAAACGCAGCUGA
This is a messenger RNA of Balearica regulorum gibbericeps (East African grey crowned-crane), 3873 nucleotides long. RefSeq names its product 1-phosphatidylinositol 4,5-bisphosphate phosphodiesterase gamma-1. Gene Ontology annotation, biological process: positive regulation of epithelial cell migration; phosphatidylinositol-mediated signaling; phospholipid catabolic process. Lineage: Eukaryota; Metazoa; Chordata; Aves; Gruiformes; Gruidae. The record is from RefSeq and is a predicted model, not a curated record. Gene Ontology annotation, molecular function: phosphatidylinositol-4,5-bisphosphate phospholipase C activity; protein binding; calcium ion binding. Gene Ontology annotation, cellular component: ruffle membrane.